Molecule: messenger RNA, 834 nt
Organism: Funneliformis geosporum
Lineage: Eukaryota; Fungi; Glomeromycota; Glomeromycetes; Glomerales; Glomeraceae
Source: the annotation of a GenBank genome assembly
AUGGUAAACGCUCAAGAAUAUAUAGAAAACAAUUUUCCUAAAGAUGUUAUUGAAGUCAAUGCUGCAAAUAAGGAUUUAGAAGGACAUUUGGAUUUAUCAAAAUAUCCUAAUUUAACCAAAGUAAACAUUGGAAUAAACAAUCAAUUAACAGGUUUAAAACUUGCUCACUCGAACCAAAUUGUUUGGAUGAGCAUCUAUGGUACAAGAAUUGACGAUUUCUCUUUUUUGGCUUGCAUGCUUAACAUACAGACAGUAUACCUUUCUCAAUCAGGAGAAAAAAUUGGUGAUGGUCCUGGCAAUGCUUAUAUUGCCAAAGCAAUACGAGAAAGUUGCCAAGAGAAUUACAAAUUUCAAAACAGUUUAAGGCAAUCGAAUCAAACCCAACUAGAUCAAGAAAGAAAAAAAAAUAGUGACAAUUCUCAAAGAAUUAAAGAGUUAGAGCAACAUCAGAUAAAAGAAUUGUACAAUAUUACUUUUUCUAAUAGUACGUAUAAUUUCACUAAUCUCAAAAAUGACAUUAUCCGACUUAAAUUCCAAGAAUUAGCACCGCAAGUAAGAAAUGAAAAUGCUAAUUUGGUUCAGUUAAUUUUUGAAGCAAAAAACAAAGCUGGCAAUCUUUCUUCCAUAGUUAAUUUAAUCUUAGAAACUCAAAAGCAGAUCAUACAAAACAGUGUCAAGCAAGAAAAAUUAAGUAGUCAAAUUGAAGCUUGUCAAACCAUUCUUGCAAGCAGCUUGGCUAAAGAAGAGCUGCAAAUACUCUUAAACAAACAGAUAGAAGUUUUAGAAUUAGAAAAGCAUUUAGAAAGUAUUCAACGAUUAAUUAAUGAACAUUAA